This is a messenger RNA of Chinchilla lanigera (long-tailed chinchilla), 1514 nucleotides long. RefSeq lists its product as uncharacterized. Lineage: Eukaryota; Metazoa; Chordata; Mammalia; Rodentia; Chinchillidae. The record is from RefSeq and is a predicted model, not a curated record. The coding region runs from base 1 to 963 and encodes 320 amino acids. The transcript has 3 exons.
AUGAGAUGCGGCUUUGGAAGUCUCAGAAACGUGAGAGGCUUUUGUAAGGAUAAGCAGGGACUUCCACAUGGCGCAGUGCGCACAGUAUUAUUGGCUGUUCCCAUCCUGUCUGCCUCAAGCGGAAAUAGGGACGCAGUGUCUCCCAGCCAGGGAUUGGUUCCCGACGGCCUCACACCAAAGAAUGAUGCAAGCUUUGGAGAACGGCUUCAGAGUGAACGCACACGUGGUUCCUUUUUGCAACGUCAACCAGAGUUGAUUCAUUCGAACUUUGCAUUUGGACUCAAUAAUUUCUUUAAAAAUACUGAGGUUGAAGAGUGGCCAGGAAAAGGGCUUCACAGGUUUCUAGAGAGGAGACUGAGGGGAGGAUCGCAAGCAGCCAACGUUUCUGAAGAACAAUUCAAGCAGAGACUCCUGCAGCCCGUGCAACGUUUCGGUCUGCUGACUGGGAGAGAAAGGCUGCAUCCAGCACACGGUUGCUUGGUGCACAGCCUGCACCGGAAGGACACUGUUGACAUCCCGGAUGCAUCAUCUGCGGCUGCGCCAUGGACCACAUCCGGUCCCAAUCUGACUCGGAAACCUCAGGGAUGCUUUGAUGUGCACCUGACACUGUCUUUCAGAGCUCUGUUUUUUGACACUGCUUGCUACACUGAACUUGAUGUUGCCAUCUCGUCUGUCUGCAUGAAAAGGGAAUGUAGCGUGCGCACAGGAGAGGCAGCGUGGAUCUCAAACUCCAAAGAUGAUGAAACAGAGCCCACACCUGGACCGACUGAGAAGGUCUGGCACCACAGUGACAAGCCGGCACCACCCGACUUGAAGGGCUCCGCAGGUCGCUACCCUGCGCGUUUUGAGGGGAGUCCUCAGCGGACAGAAAACUGGAGGAUCAGAGGAGUUUUCCCUUCCCCAGCAGCCUCAGCACAAGACGAGAUUUGUGCAAACGAGACCCAGAUGAAAGGAGCUGGGUAAUGAAGUUCAGUUCCUCCUCACCCCGGCACAAUGAUUAGUUUAUUACCUUUCAGCUCCAAGUUUUCUUUCAUGCUCUGCAGCGAAGCCCAGACUCCAGCUUCUUUUGCAGCAAGCAUGGCACUAAACUUGUCAGUAGAGGGCGCUGGAGGGACAUUGCCGAAGGAAACAGUUUCUCUCCCUGGCUCCUGAGAGCUGCCGGGUUUUGCUUCCUCCCAGAGCAGGUUUGAUCCAGCCACGCAUCCGGACUGUGCAGUCUCAGCCCAGGAGCCGCCUCUCUCUGGCCUUCCCGAUGAGGGCGCAGGUGUCCUGUUAUCCCGCAACCCUGCCAACAAAUUCCCUCCCAGACCCCCACACCCUCAGUGCCAGCCCCAAGGCCCGCUUGCACCGCAGUGGUGAUGCUCCGAGAGCUCUUGCGCAGCGCCCUUCACCGUCCUUUGGGCUCCCGGUGCGUCUUCCCUGGUGCCUGUGAAUCCUACCCUCAGGAAACUGCUCUCCACGGUGCCGCUUCCCUGGGUCCUGUCCUAAAUCCUCUCCGCUCAUGCCCCCUCAGA